Molecule: messenger RNA, 1149 nt
Organism: Amaranthus tricolor (Joseph's coat)
Lineage: Eukaryota; Viridiplantae; Streptophyta; Magnoliopsida; Caryophyllales; Amaranthaceae
Product: rhodanese-like domain-containing protein 9, chloroplastic
Exons: 6
Coding region: 216-920 (234 amino acids)
Cellular component (GO): chloroplast
Source: RefSeq, a predicted model, not a curated record
AUUGGAAGAACCAAAUAAGUAUAUCUUGAGAAAUUGACAAAACCAAAAAAAAUUAUCCGAUUUCAUGCUACGUGGCAUAAACCCAUUGCACAUUCCUAAUUUCAUGGUCCUCCAGCUCAUGACCGUUGUUAUUUGUUAGAGAGAAGAGAAUUGAAGCAAUUCCCCGGGAGAUAGAGAAAAAGGGUGAAGGAGGAGGUAUCUUAGAAACCUCUUCCAUGGCUGCUAUUAGUUACUCCACUGUUUUUCCUUCUCGCAGUGAUUUUCGAGCAUCUUGCUUGGCAUUCCAGACUUGUGGUCGAUCAUGGGUACUUCCAAAUAGAUCGUUCCAUCGGAGGAGGAGACAUUUUGGAAUCAGAGCAGAAAUCGACUUUGUGAUUGCUGAUGAGGCUAAAAAGCUUGUAACAGAGGGGUUUGCAAUUGUGGAUGUACGAGACAUAAAGCAAUAUGAGCGCGCUCACGUCAAAUCAUGUUAUCAUAUCCCGCUAUUCAUUGAAAAUAAAGACAAUGACCCUGGCACAAUCAUUAAAAGGACUCUACACAACAAUUUUGCUGGUUUGUUUUUUGGUUUGCCUUUCACUAAACUAAACCCUGAUUUUGUAAAGUCUGUGAAGAGCCAGUUUUCACCUGAUAGCAAGCUAUUGAUUGUAUGUCAGGAAGGAUUAAGGUCUACAGCUGCUGCCAGACAGUUGGAACAAUCUGGCUUUAAAAAUAUAGCAUGCAUAACAUCUGGGCUUCAAUCAGUAAAACCAGGAACAUUCGAUUCUGUUGGUUCGACUGAGUUACAAGAUGCUGGUAAAGCUGGUCUGGUUACAAUUCAAGGAAAGAUUUCCACUGUACUUGGAACGAUUCUUGUUUGCGCACUUCUGUUCGUCACUUUCUUCCCUGAUCAGGCAGAAAAGUUGCUUCCCCCUGGAAACUAAACUAAAAUACUAUCUGUUUAAUUUUCUGUGGAAGGACAUGGGCUAAAACACAGAAGUUGAGAAGAGUUUGGUUGCUAUUUUUCUGUCAUUAGUGUUUUUUGCAAUCAUAAGUUUUGUAUGGAAAGUAUGAUGAAUAUCUUUAAGUAAUGUAAAAUCAAAAUGCAUAUUCUUUAAUAAUGUUAAGAAAAUCUAGAUAUAAUUCAUGCAUUUCUUGAACAACCUCAAGAAA